AUGGUUAAGGCAACAGUUUUAUUUGUGAGUCUCCUGUGCUUCUGCUUCGCUCUUUAUGGGUGCAAAGGGUGUCUUGAAGAGGAGAGGAUUGCUCUCUUACAACUCUGGGAUUCUUUCAGUCCCCCAUUCAGCUCUGCUAUUGAUUUCAAGUGGGAGGGAGACAACUGUUGUGAAUGGACAUUUGUGCAGUGCCACUUGUUUAAUUCGACAGAUCGUGUGGUUUUAAUUGACCUUUCCUACCGAUUCGAUUAUAUAACAUCCUACCGAUUGGAUUUCAUAGGAAAAUGGUACCCAAACGCUUCUUUGUUUACUCAUUUCAGAGAGUUACAAACUCUACACUUGCACGGUAACAACAUCGGAGGUUGGAUUAUGCCAGAAGCAUUAUGUGAACUUCGGAAUCUCAAAGUGUUAACUCUAGGUAUGAACAGUUUGGACGAUGGAGGCUUUACAAAGUGUCUUGCAAGUGGCCUUCCAUUUUUGGAAAAGCUUUCUUUAUGGGGCAAUUCUCUAAACCUAUCAUCUCCUCUUUUAUCAGCGUUAUGUGGAUUAAGGAAUCUCCGUGUGUUAGAUCUAAGCCAUAAUGUUCUAAGUAAUGGAAGUUUUCCAAUUUGCAUGUUGGGUACAUUCUCUUCGUUGGAAAGACUCUCCUUACAGAACUUUACUCUUGAACAAUCGCCUAAUGCCCUAACAGCAUUACAGGGAGCAAGAAAUCUUCGACACUUAGAUCUAAGAUACAACAAUCUCAGUGAUGGAAGUUUAAAAGCAUUAUGUGGAGCAAUAAGGAAUCUCAAGACAUUGCAUCUAGGUUAUUGCAAUCUCAAUUUGGAACGUAUACCAUCUUGUCCACAACCAAGUCAUUCUUAUUUGGAAAAACUUUUCCUAAAACACACUUUUACCAAAGGCUCACAUCCUCUCUUAAUUAAAGGUAAAUAUUACACUCCUCUGUGA
Telopea speciosissima is the source of this 948-nucleotide messenger RNA. RefSeq names its product putative receptor-like protein 8. The transcript has 5 exons. The record is from RefSeq and is a predicted model, not a curated record. Gene Ontology annotation, molecular function: protein binding. Bases 1 to 948 code for a protein of 315 amino acids. Lineage: Eukaryota; Viridiplantae; Streptophyta; Magnoliopsida; Proteales; Proteaceae.